Daktulosphaira vitifoliae (grape phylloxera) is the source of this 1688-nucleotide messenger RNA. Its product is annotated as adhesive plaque matrix protein-like. Lineage: Eukaryota; Metazoa; Arthropoda; Insecta; Hemiptera; Phylloxeridae. The record is from RefSeq and is a predicted model, not a curated record. The coding region runs from base 123 to 1448 and encodes 441 amino acids. Gene Ontology annotation, cellular component: extracellular matrix. The transcript has 2 exons.
UAUCAUGUUUAUGAUAUAAAUUAAUUGCUUCCAUCGUAUUUGAUACCAUUAUUAUCUUACAGUUCAAUCUGUGAUCAUUAAAUUAUUUUUUUAAUUAUUUAUUUAUUUAUUUUACUCCGAAGAUGGCAGCUAAAACCUUGAUCAUUGCUUGCUUGGCUAUCCAAUGCAGCUAUGUAUUAUCAACUGACUGUACUGACUCUCAACAGUCAGGUUAUGGUCAAAACGGUUACCAAACAUUAUCGCAUUCUUCACCAUCUUAUGACGUUCAAUCAUCAUACCAAAAACCCAAAUAUCCAGUAGCUCAAUACACUCCUUCAUCACCAGCCUAUGGUUCACAAUCACUGUCAUAUGCUGCCCCAUCUUAUUCUUCCCAUUCAUAUAAGCCACAAUCAUACAACACACCUUCAUAUAAUCAACAUCAGUCAUACUCUGUUCCAUCUUACAACCAACAACAAUCGUAUUCUGCACCAGCUUACAACCAACACCAGUCUUAUGCUGCCCCAGCUUAUGGAAAGCCACAAUCUUACUCUGCACCAGCUUACAACCAACACCAGUCUUAUGCUGCCCCAGCUUAUGGAAAGGCACAAUCUUACUCUGCACCAUCCUACAACCAACACCAGUCUUAUGCUGCACCGGCUUACGAUAAGCCACAAUCAUACUCUACUCCAGCCCACAACCAUCAACAAUCGUAUUCUGCACCAGCAUAUAACCAACACCAGUCUUAUGCUACACCAGCUUAUGGAAAGCCACAAUCUUACUCUACUCCAUCCCAUAACCAUCAACAAUCUUACUCUGCACCAGCUCACAACCAACACCAGUCUUAUGCUACACCAGCUUAUGGAAAGCCACAAUCCUACUCUGCACCAUCAUAUAACCAACACCAAUCGCACUCCGGUCCAUCUUACGAUAAGCCACAAGCAUAUUCUUCUCCAGCCCACAACCAUCAACAAUCUUACUCUGCACCAGCUUACAACCAACACCAGUCUUAUGCUACACCAGCUUAUGGAAAGCCACAAUCCUACUCUACACCAUCAUAUAACCAACACCAAUCACACUCUGCUCCAGACUACAACCAACAUCAGUCAUACCCCACACAGGCCCAUUCAUAUGGUAAACAACCAGCUUACCAAGAACACAAAUCCUACAACGAGGAAUCUUACUCUCCAAAACCAUACAGCUUUGAAUAUCACGUAAAUGACGAACACACUUACGACAUUAAAAGCCAAAAAGAAGAAAGUGAUGGCUACAACGUAAAAGGAUACUACUCUCUUGUCGAAUCUGAUGGUUCCCGUAGAACUGUUGAAUACACUGCCGACGAAAAUGGAUUCAACGCUGAUGUGAAAAAAGAAGAAGGUAAUGGUUACAACAAAAUUGCCCCAGCUUAUAACAAAGAAACAUCUGCUUACAGUGCACAAAGCCAAAAAGAAUACAGUACACCAUCAUACUAAUUAAAAUAAUAUAUAUAUUAUAUUAUUAACUAAUUAUGUUGUAAUAAAUUUCAUAAUUUACUUAGCUAAAAAACUGUUAGAGUAGUUAUGUUAUUUUAAACUAUUACUGUAUUAAAUUUUUUUCAGACAAACUUUAAUAGAAACGUCUUUAUUUAAUAAUAACGUAUUAUUAUUUUUUUUUAAUUGACCUAUUUUUAUAAUUUUUAAUUAUAAGCAUCACAAAUAUAGUUUGUAACAGCA